This is a messenger RNA of Linum trigynum, 2474 nucleotides long. Lineage: Eukaryota; Viridiplantae; Streptophyta; Magnoliopsida; Malpighiales; Linaceae. The record is from the annotation of a GenBank genome assembly.
AUAUCACAUGAGCAUUAGUGCUGCAAUUGAUUUUGUAAUUGAAAAAUCUCAUAUCAAAUCAUUGAGAAUGCAAGAAAUCCUUUUUAACAAGAAGAGAUUAACUAUCAAAACUCCAAAAGCCAAAAUAGUAAGCCAGUUCAUAGAAAAUAAACCGUGAAAAGAAAAAGAGGAAGUGGAUAACAUGGAGGAAAACGAUAAAGCGAAGGGUAAUUGGAAAAUAUAUGGCUCGGGAAUUUGCGGAUAAACCCCAUAAUCAGCUCAUACAAACCAAAACCCUACUUCCUCUCUCAGUCUCUACUGGGUUUCUUCAAACAGGAUCAGGUUUCAGGUAACGUCUUCUUCAUCUCCAGUUCAUUCGUCCCUUCCCGUUCAAAGUUCUCCCAGUGAUAUGCACUGAAGCUUUGAUUCUUCACUUCAUGGAUAUGAAUCUGUUGCUGUCGUCUUCUUCGAGUGCCUCCUUUUCUACAUGUUCUCUGCCUUUGUUCCCUUCAUGUAAAUUCCAUUUCGCUCGAGACCUAAAACCCAAUUUCCGCAUCAAAUCUCAUCUCUCCCCUCCAACGUACGGUAUAGAAAAGUCUCUAUUUUGGGGCAACAGUUUGCUUGAAGAUGGAAUUUGUUCGAAUGGUUCUGCGAGGAGAAGUCGUGUUCAGAUUGAACCGGUGAGAGCUGCAGUGAAGAGGCGAAAGGAGCGUCCUUUCGAUGAAGUGGUGCAAAGGGAUAAAAAGCUGAAAUUGGUGCUCAAGAUAAGGAAGAUUCUAGUGAGCCAGCCCGAUAGAAUUAUGGCGCUGAGGGAAAUGGGUAGGUUCAGGAAGGAGCUGGGUUUGAAUAAGAAGCGUAGGUUCAUUGCCCUGUUGAAGAAAUUCCCUGCCGUGUUUGAGAUUGUGGAGGAAGGCGCUUAUUUGUUGCAGUUCAGAUUGACUGCUGAGGCAGAGAGGCUGUAUUUUGAGGAGCUGAAGGUUAGGAACGAAAUGGAGGAUCUGCUGGUUGUGAAGUUGAGGAAAUUGUUGAUGAUGUCUAUGGAAAAGAGAAUCUUGCUGGAGAAAAUUGCGCAUCUGAAGACUGAUUUAGGACUUCCACUGGAAUUUCGUGAUACGAUUUGUCGUAGGUACCCACAGUACUUCAUAGUUGUUCCAACCGAGCGGGGGCCUGCAUUGGAACUAACUCACUGGGAUCCGGAGCUUGCUGUAUCGGCUUGGGAGUUAUCUGCUGAGGAGAAGCGGGCUAAAGAGCUCGAAGAGAAGGAUUUGAUCAUCGAUAGACCGCUCAAGUUCAAUCGACCUAAGUUGCCCAGGGGCUUGCAGCUUUCAAGAGGCGAGUUGAAAAAGAUAAACAGGUUCAAUGAGAUCCCUUACAUCUCGCCUUAUGCCGAUUUCUCCCACUUGAGGUCGGGCACAACCGAGAAGGAGAAACAUGCUUGUGGGGUCGUUCAUGAGCUCUUGAGCCUGACUGUGGAGAAGAAGACUUUGGUGGAUCACCUCACCCAUUUUAGGGAGGAGUUCAGAUUCUCCCAGCAGGUACGCGGGAUGAUAAUAAGGCACCCUGAUCUUUUCUAUGUGUCUUUGAAAGGUGACAGAGACUCGGUGUUUCUAAGGGAAGCGUACAAUAACUCUCACUUGAUAGACAAGGACAGAAUGUUGCUAAUCAAGGAGAAGCUUAGGUCUCUUGUGAAUGUUCCUAGAUUUGCUAGGCGGGGUGAGACUAGAGAAGACGGUGGUGGUGGUGAAGAGAAAACUGAUGAUGAUAUGCAAGGAGGUGUAAGUGGCGAGGAAGGUGAAGAUUGGUCCGACAUCGAUAGUUUCCUGGACGAUGGUGACGACGACUCUGAAGAUGAUUGGAGUGAUGAAGAGGACGAGACAAUACCACCGGAUUUCGAUGAAGAUGGUGAUGAGGCCAUGAUGUUGAAGAUCAAUGUAGGUAAGACACUCAGCAGGCCAGCACGUAGCAGCUCAGGCAGAGAUGAGGAUAAGCCAUUGUCCCCCAUGCUCCCUGAUGGCCGGCCAAGGGAACGUUGGUAAUUCAAAUAGAAGUCUUCUUUGGGGUGGAUGUGCUUCGUCAUUGGAGAAACAAUGGACUUCCCAGGUGUCUCCCAGAUCACAAACCAGAAUUUUGAAUGCUUGGAGUCAAAGAAACAGCAGAGCAUCUCCUUGCUCGGUAGCAAUGAACAGAUAUGAAACAAAGAAACACGUUCUCUUUCUGGAUCUUUACAAAGGGCUUGUUCCUUAAUAUUAUUAUGAAGUUGCGAUAAGUAAAUUCAUAUAUGGUGAGAUCUUCUUGACCUUUUCUACUCUGUAGCUGCUGGCCAUGUGUUAAUUGAGUGAAUACAUGGAAUCUAUGAAAGUGACAAAACUAAUUGGUUGAACCGGUCCAGAAAUUUGUACAUCAGCUGCUGUCUCCUGGUGGUGUCUGAACUUGCUUCUUCGCUUUCUGUUUGUGUGAUGAAACUCAGCAAGCAAUAAUCAAUAGAACAAAGCACA